Messenger RNA from Drosophila obscura, 1238 nucleotides. Its product is annotated as 3'-5' ssDNA/RNA exonuclease TatD. The record is from RefSeq and is a predicted model, not a curated record. Bases 265 to 1230 code for a protein of 321 amino acids. Gene Ontology annotation, molecular function: single-stranded DNA 3'-5' DNA exonuclease activity. Gene Ontology annotation, cellular component: cytosol. NCBI's taxonomy places the organism in Eukaryota, Metazoa, Arthropoda, Insecta, Diptera, Drosophilidae. The transcript is spliced from 4 exons.
UGAGGGUCAGGUCACACCAGCCAGCAGUCGUAGUCGUGUCGGGAUUUGUUUUUAUAAAUUAUUAUCUGUUUCAAGCCGUUAACUAAUUAAUUGGAAUACUCUUCGAAAUUGCAACGAAAUUCUCCAUAUAUACAUACUUUACGGUUGUCAUUACCGUCGCGUUUCCUUGUGUGCUAACGAAGCUAAUUGAAUUACACACGCACACAGACAACAAACAGUCGUCUGCUCUGCGUCAUUAGCUAUUUCGGUCCAAAUAUUGAAAUUAUGGAACAACAACAGCAACAAAUAGCCCCCGAAGUGGCCGCAACUCCAGCCCCACUGCUGGAGGAGCAACUGGACAUGGAUGACAGCAUGAAGCACUGCUUCGAGAACCUAAUUGUCAUCGAUGUGGGGGCUAAUUUGACCAACAAAAAGUAUAGCCGUGAUCUGGAUUCCGUUGUCCAAAGAGCAAGAGACGCAGGUGUUCAGAAACUAAUGGUACACGGCACUUCGGUCAAAUCGAGCAAGGAAGCGCUGCGCCUUUCGCGCAUUUAUCCCGACAUUAUCUACUCGACUGCUGGCAUUCACCCACACGACUCAAAGUCCAUUGUGGAGGAGCCGUCCACAUGGUUCGACUUGGAGCACAUCGCCCAGGCACAGGAGUGCGUCGCGGUGGGUCCUUGCGGCCUGGACUACCAGCGCGACUUCUCCGAACCAGAUGCCCAGAAACAGAUCUUCGCCAAGCAAUUGCACUUGGCCAUACGCCUCAAUAAACCUCUGCUAAUCCAUGAGCGGUCGGCUCAGAAUGAUCUACUCGAAAUACUCGACAAAUUCGAGAAUCUACCGCCCGUGAUUAUCAGAGGUUUUAUGGGCACAGCCGAGGAGGCGCUAAAAUACUUGGACCGGAGGUUCUACAUCAGUUUGACCGGCUACUUGUGCAAGGACAAAUCAGACACGGGUGUUCGCAGACUGCUGGACAAUGGCACACUGCCUUUAGAUCGAUUGCUAGUUGAAACGGAUGCUCCGUUCAUGUAUCCAAACACCAGGGCUUCCAAGCUACCGCAACAUGUCAAGACUGCCAUCACGGAACGCUCUUUGCUGUACUUACACAGAUAUUGUACCUUCCAACGAAACGAGCCAUGCAGUCUGCCAGCAAUUGUGGAAAUGAUUGCCGCAUUCAUGAAGAAAACGCCCGAUGAGGUGGCCUUGGCCACUGCCUUCAAUGCCCUGAAGCUUUUCGGUUUGUCCUAAAAAGGGUG